GUUCAACGCUUAUACAGUAGUUUAAAUAAUAUCUUUUCUAGAGGCUAAUCACAAGAACUCCCACGCCACAGUGUGCUGCCUGGCUGCUCUGCUUUGCGAGGCAACUAUUUAAUUCAGUCAGUGAUCGGCUUUGGACAUUUCUAUUUGAGUUAUCGAACUUCAGUAUAAUUCACAGCCUUUGGAAUUCAACAUGAGCGGCGACGUUGACGCCCCAGAUAGAGCCGGCGCUGCCGUCAGAGAUAAGACCACAAGCUCGCAUGUCGCAAUUACCCUGGAUGAACUGGAUGGGCGAUGCUCGAACGGCCGACAAAACUCGACGGAAGAGGAAACGCCUAAACCUGAGCGUUUAAAGCGCGCUACUACUAAGGCGUCUAUCCUUAAAUCUAUUGACAAGAGCGCUCAAGUGGUCAUACGUUUUGACAACAUUUGCGCAUGGGUGCCAACGCUAGUCAUCCCCGGCGGACAUGGUGGGAAUUUCUCGGCCCUGCUUGGACCAUUUCGCGGCAAGGGCCAGCCAUCAGAUGAGCCCAAGCAGCAGCAACCGCCCAAGGAGCGUCAGAUCCUUUUCAACGUCAGCGGCGAAGUCAGCCCUGGCGAGGUUCUGGCCCUGAUGGGCCCCAGCGGCGGCGGCAAGACCAGCCUGCUGACGCUGCUGGGCGGCCGCUCCACCGCCCGCCUGGAGGGGGCCAUCACCUUCAACGGAGCGCGCCUGUCAAAGGCGCUCAAGCGCAAGCUGGGCUACGUCAGCCAGGACGACCUGCUCUUCCCCGAGCUGACCGUGUACGAGACGCUCUACUUUGCCGCGCUGCUGCGGCUGCCCCGCAGCUGGUCUCGGAGCAGCAAGCUGGGUCGUGUGGAGCUGGUGGUGGCGGCUCUGGGUCUGGGUCGGUGCCGCGACACCAUCAUCGGUAGCCCCAUGAUGCGGGGGGUCAGCGGGGGGGAGCGCAAGAGGGUGUCCAUUGGUCACGAGCUGCUUAUCAACCCCAGCAUGCUGCUGCUGGAUGAGCCAACUAGCGGACUAGACAGCACCACCGCCCUGCGGCUGAUGCACACGCUGCGCUCCCUGGCGGGCGGCGGCCGCACCGUGGUGACCUCCAUCCACCAGCCCUCUUCGCGGCUGUACAGGCAGAUGGACAAGUUGAUGCUCCUGUCCGAGGGCCGCUGCAUGUACUACGGCGACGCGCAGAGUGUGGCGGGCUGGUUCAGCGGCCUGGGGCAGCCCUGCCCCUUUGGAACUAACAUAGCAGAUCACAUCCUUGACCUGGCCAACGGUGACGUGGCGGUCACUCCUGCGACCGGCAAGGAGGUCAGCAGCAGCAGUGGGGGAG
Astrephomene gubernaculifera is the source of this 1328-nucleotide messenger RNA. Lineage: Eukaryota; Viridiplantae; Chlorophyta; Chlorophyceae; Chlamydomonadales; Astrephomenaceae. The record is from the annotation of a GenBank genome assembly.